This is a messenger RNA of Diachasma alloeum, 2935 nucleotides long. RefSeq names its product probable tRNA N6-adenosine threonylcarbamoyltransferase (gene Tcs3). The record is from RefSeq and is a predicted model, not a curated record. The coding region runs from base 164 to 1171 and encodes 335 amino acids. NCBI's taxonomy places the organism in Eukaryota, Metazoa, Arthropoda, Insecta, Hymenoptera, Braconidae. The transcript has 5 exons. Gene Ontology annotation, biological process: tRNA threonylcarbamoyladenosine modification. Gene Ontology annotation, cellular component: cytoplasm; EKC/KEOPS complex.
AUCCCGAGGAAAUUAUCAUUUUCUCAGUCUCGCGAGCCGAAAUCCCGUGGGAUUAUUUUUUUCAGCGAAUGAACUCAGGCUUUCAGACGCCAUGAGACAUCGAACGAGACAGACAGAGCAGCAAUCAACAUCCCCGUAAAUUGGUGGGAAUAGGAGUUGAAAGAUGGUUGUGGCCAUUGGUUUCGAAGGAAGUGCCAAUAAACUCGGGAUUGGGAUCAUCCGGGAUGAUGAGGUACUGUCGAAUGUCAGGAGGACGUACGUCACACCCCCCGGUGAAGGGUUUCUCCCAAGAGAAACAGCUGUUCACCACAGAACACACGUCCUCGAGGUACUGAAGCAAGCCCUGAGUGAUGCAAAAUUGACAAUGAAAGAGGUAGACGUGAUAUGUUACACAAAAGGCCCUGGAAUGGGUGGACCCCUCUCAGUGCUGGCUCUGGUCGCCAGAACAGUUGCCCAGAUCUACAACAAACCGAUAAUAGGGGUAAAUCACUGUGUUGGGCACAUCGAGAUGGGAAGGUUGAUAACCAAGAGCGAGAAUCCAACGAUUCUCUACGUCUCUGGGGGUAACACACAGAUAAUUGCGUACGCGAAGCAGAGGUACAGGAUUUUCGGGGAGACGAUUGAUAUCGCUGUUGGAAAUUGUCUGGACAGGUUUGCCAGGCUCCUCAUGCUCUCCAACGACCCCAGCCCUGGCUACAACAUUGAACAAAUGGCUAAGACGGGUAAAAAACUAGCUCCUCUUCCUUACACAGUCAAAGGAAUGGACGUGUCAUUCUCUGGGAUAUUAUCGCACAUUGAGGAGCGAUUAGAGGACUGGUUGAGCUCUGGAAAAUACACGAAAGAGGAUCUAUGCUUCUCCCUGCAAGAAACUCUCUUUGCAAUGUUGAUAGAAAUCACAGAGAGAGCAAUGGCUCACGUGGGCUCCAACGAAGUCCUGAUAGUCGGUGGAGUUGGCUGCAACGAACGUCUCCAAAAUAUGAUGGAAAUAAUGUGCAAGGAGCGCUCCGCGAAGCUCUACGCCACCGACGAGAGAUUCUGCAUAGACAACGGAGUGAUGAUAGCAGUGGCUGGCCUCCUCCAGUUUAACCACGGAAAACCCACCCCCUGGAACGAGACGACCUGCUCCCAGAGAUAUCGAACCGACGAUGUAUUAAUCACUUGGCGACAAUAAAAAAAAACCCUCAAUUCCAAUGUUUCAUGCUGCCUAUUCAGAAGUGCAGCCAAUCCCAGCCCCAAUGAAGUCCCCAGACCUGUCCAAGACAAAUGGGAAUUCAUCCCCUCGAUGAUUCCCCCGAAAACAAAUCAUGAAGAAAGCUUUUGGUUAGACCUAAUGGAUGCAGGUCCCCUAAUGCCUUGAGUCGGGAAUCCCCGGACUUCUCAAAGAAUCGUGACAAGAUGAUUCGAUAAGUUAUCGGAAAUAAAAACUCCUAGGCCAAAUAACAUAGCCACAUUCCUGGCAGAGACAGACUCAAAGUUUUAAAAUUAUUCACGAUUUCACUAAAAGUAACAAUAUAACAAUAUAAAAAUUGAAAAUAGGUGCAACUAAAUAAAAGUUGACAGAAAAACUGAAGUUCAUAUGUAAAUAAUACUCGAAUGAAGUUAUGUGAAUAAUCCAACGAUGGAUUAAUAUUUAUCAAUAAAAAAAUGCCGUGAGUAGAUGACUAAUGCCUGAGGCUCUUCACGAUAACGAGAUUUUUAUUAAAGGUUUAUUAAUUUAAAACGGUUCUCUUGGAGAUUAUGGCUGGGUCAAUCUCGCAAACUCAUGUAGGAUCAUAAUCAUUCGGACACAGGAUAUUUAAUUUAAUGAAAUAAUGAAUGUAUAUUUGAGUUAAAUUCGGAUUUCAAAAAAAAGUACACCGUUGUGGGAGCUAAACUUCUUUACAUCUUGACGCGUCAUCCAUCCGAUCAGAACUGACUCACUCUUUACUCUCUCAUUCGGGCAAACACUCUUUUCUAUAUCUAUUUCAAAAUUACUUUUCUCACUCUCACUCAUGCUCAAUUUGAAUUGAGCCCAAUACUUCGACCCUCUUAAAUAAAAUAUUAGAAUAUUGAAAUCGCGAAUUUUCGACUCUGGUGUUUUCUGAGGAUAAGACCAACUUUUGAAAAUAAGCGUUCCGAAGGAACACUGGAUGAACAAAUGGUCAACUUUUUUUUUAUUUUAGCAUUUCAAACUUACAAGUUUAUUAUGCUGUUAUGCCCCAAAAUAACGUCAUGACUCAUUCAUUAUUUUAUAUUCAUCACUCAUUAUUUUACUAAUUCAGCGUUCAUGUGCAACCCAGACAGCAAAACUCGACAAUUUGCCGCAAUUUAUCGGCAAAAUAGCCUUCUUUAUGGCAAACUUUCGGAUCACUGUUUACUGGGAACACUGCUGACCAGUGUCAUAACAUGACCCGCUUAAUUAUUAUAUAAAUUGAACUCACGAGGAUGCGGGAGUUCAGUCGUCAACGUAAAUCAAGCAUAAUACUUAUUUUGUAUCAUCUUUGUAAAUUCCGCAUAUCUAUCCCUUCAGGAUAACUAUGAGUUAGUUUGAAUAAAUAAAUACCUCUAAUUCUACCGAGUAAUACACCGAAUUCCAGUAUCUACCCACUGUAGGGAGAUUUAUCUCCAAUUAGCAGAACCCAGGGCUUCAUCCCUAACAAUGCUGAAAAAAGGAAUAAAUAGAAGUUUUUAUAUUGAUUUAUUCUACAUAAAUACCAUAAUAGUGUGUCAACUUAGAUAGAUAGCUCACUGCUUUUGCCAAAAUUAUCCAUAAUUUUCGCUAAUGAAAUAUAAGUUUUACAUAAGAGAGGUCUAAUAUGAUGAGGUGGUAAAUAUCCUUUUGCACAUAGACUAGGGUAGACUAGACUAGAGAUCAUUUUCGCUCGUGGUGUAUCAUAGAAGGGCCAUAGUUGAGUGUUAGCAACGAAAAUGUAAGGAAAUAGAUUGGAUAAUAAAA